Leptomonas pyrrhocoris is the source of this 1368-nucleotide messenger RNA. Its product is annotated as putative calreticulin. Bases 148 to 1368 code for a protein of 406 amino acids. Lineage: Eukaryota; Euglenozoa; Kinetoplastea; Trypanosomatida; Trypanosomatidae. Gene Ontology annotation, molecular function: calcium ion binding. Gene Ontology annotation, cellular component: endoplasmic reticulum membrane; endoplasmic reticulum. The transcript has a single exon. The record is from RefSeq and is a predicted model, not a curated record. Gene Ontology annotation, biological process: protein folding.
GAUCGACUAGGUUUUUCUCUCUCGCAUCCUGAUAGCCCUCACUAACACGAGAAGCUCCGUUUUUCUUAUCUUUCCGUUCGAGUACUCCGGCCGUUUUUUCUUUUUUCUCCAUUCCCCAACUGACACGUCGUUUGUACCUAUUACACAAUGUCUCGCCGAACUGUGUUGGCCGCCCUUGUCGGCGUGCUGCUGCUCUGCGUGUGCGUCGUGCGGGCCGAGGUCUUCUUCCACGAGGAGUUCAACAGCCUCGACGGCUGGGUGCAGUCGGAGCACCGCAGCGACUACGGUAAGGUGAAGCUUUCCGCUGGCGCGAUGCACGUGGACGCGAAGAAGGAGCAGGGCCUGCAGCUCUCCGAGGACGCGAAGUUCUACGCCAUCUCCACGAAGCUGCCCACGCCGGUCAGCAACGACGGCAAGAACCUCGUCAUCUCCUUCUCGGUCAAGCACGAUCAGAAGCUGGAGUGCGGCGGUGCCUACUUGAAGUUCUUCUCCGAGCUGGACCAGAAGGACUUCAACGGGGAGUCGCCCUACUGGCUCAUGUUCGGCCCGGACACCUGCGGCGCGACGAACCGCCUGCACAUCAUCCUCAACCACGACGGCGAGAACUACCUGUGGAAGAGCAACUCGAUGCCUGCGAAGGACAAGGCGACGCACGUCUACACGCUGGAGAUCGCGGCGAACAACACGUACCAGCUCUACAUGGACGGCAGUUACAAGAAAAGCGGCAGUUUGGAGGAGGAGUGGGAGAUCGUCGCGCCGAAGACCAUCCCGGACCCCGACGAGCAGAAGCCGGCGGACUGGGUGGAUGACUCGAUGAUGGACGACCCCGAGGACACGAAGCCCGCGGACUGGGACAACGAGCCGGCCACCAUCGUCGACCCCGAAGCCGUGAAGCCGGAAGACUGGGACGACGCGGAGGACGGCGAGUGGGAGGCCCCGCAGAUCCCGAACCCGGCCUACCGCGGACCGUGGACGGCGCGCCAGAUCAAGAACCCGGCCUACAAAGGCGUGUGGGAGCCGAAGCAGAUCCCGAACCCCAAGUACGUGCCAAUGCCGAACCUCUACAAGGUGCCGGCUCCGCUGCAGUACGUCGGCAUUGAUGUAUGGCAGGUGCAGGGCGGCAGCAUCUUCAACAACAUCAUCCUCGGCGACGACCUGCAAGAGGUGCUGAAGCUGGUCCAGGCCACCUACGGCGCCAUUGCGGAGAAGGAGAGGCAGCUGAUUGAGGCGGCGGCGGAGAAGCAAAAGGAGGAGAAUGCCAAGGCUACUGCGGCUGCCAAGGCGAAGAUUGCGGAGGAGAAGGAUGAAGUUUCUGCGGAGGAGACGGAAGCCGCUUCCCCGGAGGGCGACGAUGACGAAGACCUGUAA